This is a messenger RNA of Spizellomyces punctatus DAOM BR117, 1040 nucleotides long. RefSeq lists its product as uncharacterized. Bases 18 to 890 code for a protein of 290 amino acids. The transcript has 2 exons. Gene Ontology annotation, molecular function: protein binding. Gene Ontology annotation, biological process: SCF-dependent proteasomal ubiquitin-dependent protein catabolic process. Gene Ontology annotation, cellular component: SCF ubiquitin ligase complex. Lineage: Eukaryota; Fungi; Chytridiomycota; Chytridiomycetes; Spizellomycetales; Spizellomycetaceae. The record is from RefSeq and is a predicted model, not a curated record.
AUGUCAUCCAUAUCAACAUGAACCGCUUACCAGCAGAAAUCAUCGUGGAAAUCAUACAUACGAUUGAACACCAACCUACCCUAGCUGGAGUAGCACAAGUAUGCAAGUUAUGGAACAGUCUCGCGACGCCCUUGCUGUACAGAAUACCAAAAUUUGGAUCUAGCCAGUCCUUUCAAAGCUUUCUCAGGACGGUAUCUGAAAACUCAAACUUGGGUAACAUUGUGCGGGAGGUAGAUUUGUUGUCCUCCCCAUGGCCGCGAUGGCUGGUAGUUGACAGUCAGACUAUUACAACCCUUGGUAAAGGAUGUCCGCAACUAACAUAUCUUGAAUUAGAAGGUUGCAGUGCCCUGAGAGACAGAGGUGUUGUCUCCUUGGCCGAAAACUGUCCUGGACUCCAGUACCUCUCCCUGUCCGAGUGUGACAAAGUAUCUGAUGAAGGAAUCCUUGCAAUAGCAACACACUGCAACCAGCUGCGAAUUCUGGAACUUAAAGCGAUGCCUAUGGUCAGCGAUCUAUCUGUCGAAGAAAUUGCUCUGAACUGCACAUUUCUGGAAUCCGUUGCAUUAGCAGGAACGCGUGUGAGCGAUCGCUCGGUAAAUGAACUUAUCGAAAGAGCGCAGCGUUUAGCCUAUUUGGAUCUAUCUUUGUGCUAUAAUGUGGUAGAUCUCGAUAAGAUUAUGGAAGAAAAGCCGGAGCGUCUAGAAAUCGUCACUGAUACUAUGCCAACCGGAUCUGCCGAUUGGGAAGAAACAGAUUGGGAGGGAGAAGAUUGGGAUGGGGAAUGGGAUGGGGAAUGGGAUGGAGAAUGGGAUCAGGACGAGGGCGAAAUGGAUUAUGACGAUGUCGAAGCGUGGCCCAAUGCUCACUUUAGUGUGGAUCUGGAUAUAUAGGCGUACCCUUGCUGCCAUUGUAUAUAGCAUCGUUCAUUUGCCGAAUGUUUUUAAGAGCCGCCAGCUCAUUAGUCUUUAAACCCGAUUUAGUGGUUAAUAUAAUUAGAUAUUGCUUGACAAUGUGGCCUACAUGCAUGCAAUAUGGAAUGU